Messenger RNA from Lobosporangium transversale, 985 nucleotides. RefSeq lists its product as hypothetical. The record is from RefSeq and is a predicted model, not a curated record. The coding region runs from base 131 to 823 and encodes 230 amino acids. Lineage: Eukaryota; Fungi; Mortierellomycota; Mortierellomycetes; Mortierellales; Mortierellaceae. Gene Ontology annotation, molecular function: zinc ion binding; RNA binding. The transcript is spliced from 7 exons.
CAACUUCUCUUUUUCUCUUUUCUCUUCUUCCAUCACCUCUCAUUCUCUCCCUUCCCUCUUCAUCCUUCCUUCCUUUCUUUUUGUUCUUCUUGUUCCUUCUUUUAAUCUUUCAUUUCUUCUGCUCAAAAUCAUGGCUCUCUUCCUUGGUCGUCUCACCCAUGACACCCGCUCGAGAGAUUUGGAGGACCUUUUUGCCAAAUAUGGCAGGGUCACUCGUCUUGAUAUCAAAAGAGGUACCAACUCUGGUUAUGGCUUUGUAGAGUACGAGGAUCCUCGUGAUGCGGAUGAGGCUGUCCACAAGCUUAAUGGACACGUUGUAAAUGGUAACCCCAUCGUGGUCGAGUUUGCCAAGAAUAACGGCCGUCGUGCUGGUGACAAUGAGUGCUUCAAGUGCGGCAAGGAGGGACAUUGGGCUCGUGAUUGUCGUGGUGGCGGUCGCUACAGUGAUCGCAGAAGAUCUCGCUCGCCUCGUCGUCGCUCACGUUCCCCUCGUCGCGAUUACAGAGAUCGCUCGCGCUCGCGCUCGCCUCGCCGCCGUGAUUACCGUGAUGAUCGUCGCGAUGAUCGCCGUGAUGACCGUCGUGAUGAUCGUCGUGAUGAUCGCCGAGACUCCCGUCGUGAGUACAGAGAGGAUUCCCGCCGAGAGGACCGCGACCGUUCACCCGAACGUUCGUCCCGCCGUGAUUACGACCAACAGAAAGACAGAGAUCCAUCUCCUGCCGCCCGUGGUCGCUCUCAAAGCCCUAACGGCGAUCGUCGUAUGCGUUCUGCUAGUCCCACUGCAAAGGAUCGUGCUCGUUCCAUCACUCCUGAUGGUCGUUAAAUACUGACAGGAGGAUAAAGAAAGGGUAAUAAUACAUACAAAGACAGAGAUUGUUUUUUGUAUGAGAGUGCUAGUAACUUCUCUUCUUUGUUGAUGUUUUUUUUCUUCUGUAUUGCAAUGGGAUCAAAUUCGCUGCAUGCAUUAAUAAAAACUGGAAAUAUA